AUCAUCUUUGCUCAUACUCAUCUCCAAGGCAUUCAGUCUGAGCGCAUACACCGAAUGGUACAGAAGCAUUUAAUCAAAGCUUGAGAAUCACAUAAUAUCUAGUAACCGUUUAACGCGUUAAGCGUGACCACCGCUUAUAGCUUUCAAAGUGUAGAUGAUACCUCAUUACUAUUUUAAGUCGCAUCUGCGGUGUUCUUAAAGAAAACGUGAAAGCUUUUUGCAAGUAAAUAUUUUAACAGUUGUAUAUGUAUGUACUUUAGAAUUCACACGAAAUAAAUAAAACUAAAUAAGUGAAUCACAACAUAACAGCAUACAAACAAUUAAAUAUUAAUGUAUACAUGCAUGUAAAUGCCUGUGUGGAAAAAAUUGAACGAGAAAAAUAACGUAUGAAAAUGCAGUGCCAUUUGUUCACAAAGUGUGCCUUGACAGUUUUACUGCUGUGUUUAGUGGCAAUUCAAUUGGCGGCAUGUUGUUCUCGUGCACCAACACACCUACCUCACGGAAGACGUUCACGCGGCGACAAUGGAUACAGACUAAUAGUUGCUGAGGGCCCCAACGGCUAUGUGCCGGGGGAAACUUAUAACGUUUUGCUGCUCGGCGCUCGAACCCAUGAAAAGGUUCAGCAUUUUACACAUUUCACAAUCGCUGCUGAGGCUCACACUGCUGGCCAGCGAGCACAAUCCGCCAGUCCAAAGCGUGUUGGACGAUUUUUACUUUUUAGUGACGCGCUUACAAAGUUUAGCGACCGUUGCGUCAAUACCGUUCAGGAGGCCGAAGACUUACCGAAAACUGAAAUACAGGUUAUGUGGGUAGCACCGGCAGCUGGUUCUGGUUGCGUUUCCAUAUCUGCUAUGGUAUACGAAGGACCUCGUGCGUGGUACUCCGACGAGGGGCAGUUAACGCAGGUCGUUUGCGAGCGAAAAACCAACGUGCAUACAGUUAAGAAGGAAUGCUGUGCUUGUGACGAAGCUAAGUAUAAUUUCAUUUUCGAAGGUAUUUGGUCUAACGAAACACAUCCCAAGGAUUAUCCGUUCGCCAUUUGGUUGACGCAUUUCUCAGACGUAAUUGGCGCAUCUCAUGAGGCAAACUUUUCGUUCUGGGGUGAGCAUCAUAUAGCCACCGAUGGUUUCCGCUUAUUAGCUGAAUUUGGAUCGCCGACUUCUUUGGAAACUGAACUACGUGCUAGAGGCCCACGUUUGAGAACUCUUAUAAAAGCUGCUGGACUGUGGUAUCCGAAUGUAAAUACGAAUACUUCGUCGAAAUUCCGUGUAGACCGUACGCAUCCAAAGGUCUCACUGGUAUCAAUGUUUGGCCCUUCUCCCGACUGGGUCGUUGGCGUUAGCGGUGUUGAUUUAUGUACCGAAGAUUGUUCAUGGAAGGAAUCAUUAGACUUCGAUCUCUACCCUUGGGAUGCGGGCACUGACAGUGGCAUCACUUACAUGUCGCCCAAUGCGGAAACACAGCCACGAGAGCGCAUGUAUCGUAUUACCACCAUGUAUCCAGAGGAUCCCCGUUCACCCUUUUAUAACCCAAAAAGUAGCGAAAUGACGCCAUUGGCAAGAUUAUACAUUAGGCGCGAGAAAAUCAUCUCCAGGAGCUGUGAUGACCAUUUCUUGGAGGCAUUGAAAAUGGACGUAUCUGAUGAUGCUGAGGAACAGGAUACGAGACCUGAAUGUCAGCUAACAGGUUACAGCGAGUGGAGCCCUUGUUCCGUAACCUGCGGUAAGGGUAUUCGCAUGCGCACGCGUCUAUAUGUAAAUCCUGAAGCGGCCGUCGCUGUUGAUUGCUCACGCCAAUUGGUAUCGAAAGAAAUGUGUGCAGCUCCAAUAGCCGAAUGCGACGGUCAACCACAAGACGAUGACGACGAAGGCGAGAACUUGGCACGAGCCGCGUCGCUGGUAACUGAUGACGGUGAAGGCGCAGGCGUAUGUAAGACUACACCUUGGAGCGUUUGGUCCGAAUGUUCGGCUAGUUGCGGUAUUGGCAUAACGAUGCGCACGCGUACUUUUCUCAAUCACCUCGGUCGUAAACGCUGCCCACAUAUUACCAUAGUUGAAAAACAAAAGUGUAUGCGUCCCGAUUGCACCUUUGAAGAGGUGGAAUUACCCGAUCCCAUGUGCCCUACCACGCAAUGGAGUGAUUGGAGCCCCUGCACGGCCACAUGUGGACGCGGUGUUACAAUACGUACACGUCUCCUUCUAUUGGAGAAUGGCGCGGUCAAGGAUAACUGUACAAAACGCAUGGAAUUAAAUCAGCAAAAAGAAUGCACUGUGCCACAAGAGUGCACCAUUAACAUGGAGAUGGCCAAAGAAAUUUGUGUCGAGUCCUAUGACAGUGGUCCAUGUCGUGGCGUAUACAAACGUUAUGCUUACAAUAUGGAGUAUGGACGGUGUGAAAGUUUCACUUAUGGUGGCUGUCGUGGCAAUCGCAAUAAUUUCCUUACCGAAAGCGAUUGCUUGAAUACCUGCAGCAUGUUGCGCACCACAGCCUUUACCAAUUCUCGAGCACCGUCCCGGCUAUCUUAUCCUGAAGCAUAUCAAGCUGCAGAUUAUGGUGCCGUAGAUUGCGUUAUGUCCGAGUGGUCUAAUUGGUCUCAAUGCAGCGUUAGCUGUGGCACGGGAUAUUCUAAUCGGAGUAGAUACGUAAUAACUGAACCGAAGAACGGCGGCCAGCCGUGCCCUAAGCGCAAGGUGAAAGUACGCCGUUGCAUAAUGGCUGAUUGUUGAAAGCUACAUAUUUCAUUAGGAACUUAAAGUAUAAGUAAAAUGUAAUUCAGAAAAUCUAAAAUUUGAGGAAAAUUACUUUAUUCACACCUGUACUAAUUGUAACAAGCAAUUUCCAUAUAAAAUUAAAAAAAUUAAAAUAA
This is a messenger RNA of Rhagoletis zephyria (snowberry fruit fly), 2866 nucleotides long. RefSeq names its product extracellular matrix protein f-spondin (gene fat-spondin). Gene Ontology annotation, biological process: cell adhesion. The record is from RefSeq and is a predicted model, not a curated record. Gene Ontology annotation, molecular function: serine-type endopeptidase inhibitor activity. Gene Ontology annotation, cellular component: extracellular matrix. NCBI's taxonomy places the organism in Eukaryota, Metazoa, Arthropoda, Insecta, Diptera, Tephritidae.